This is a messenger RNA of Nothobranchius furzeri (turquoise killifish), 1180 nucleotides long. Its product is annotated as odorant receptor 131-2-like. Lineage: Eukaryota; Metazoa; Chordata; Actinopteri; Cyprinodontiformes; Nothobranchiidae. Gene Ontology annotation, biological process: G protein-coupled receptor signaling pathway; detection of chemical stimulus involved in sensory perception of smell. Gene Ontology annotation, cellular component: membrane. Gene Ontology annotation, molecular function: odorant binding; G protein-coupled receptor activity; olfactory receptor activity. The record is from RefSeq and is a predicted model, not a curated record.
AUGUUUCACUCUCGUUUCCUGAAGGUGAAGGUAAAGUCUGAAGUGAUCUUUCUGAGUCUUGUUUCAACGCCAAGAUUUUCCAUCAACUCCAUGAAUUCCUCAUCUUAUAACUACAAUGUGUCAAGCAGUCAGAUUUAUCGAGUCAAUUCGAGCCAAACUGCAACCGGAAGUGUGAUCGCUGUGACUCUGGGCUUCAUCAUCAACUACAUCAAUGGCACACUGAUUCAUACCUUCAGAAAACACAGGAUAUUUUACACAAAUCCUCGUUACAUCCUGUUCAUCCAUCUGGUAGUGAAUGAUAUGAUCCAACUAACCACAUCAAUCACCCUGCUUGUUUUAAACAAUAUUUUCUAUAAAAUGAAUGCAUCUCUCUGUUUACCCAUUAUUGUUGCUGCUGUUAUUACUACCAUGAACACUCCAUUAAAUUUAGCUGUAAUGGCUGUGGAGUGCUACAUUGCUGUAUGUUUCCCUUUACGACAUGCUGAGCUCUGCACCAUCAAACGAACAAAUAUUCUAAUUGGCUGUAUUUGGGCUUUGAGCUCAGUGACAAUUGUGCCUGAUAUAUUUUUUUAUCUUGCAGCAGAUCCCCUCUGGUUCUUUUAUUCUAUAGCAACUUGUGAAAGGGAUAAUAUGUUCCAACAUACAGUAAGUUUACAAAAGAGGACAAUAACAUAUAUAACAUUUUUAACUAUAGUUUGGUUCACCCUCUUAUUUACGUAUUUUAAGAUUUUCUUUGCUGCUCAAGCAGCUAAUUCAGUUGAUGGAAAUGCAAAGAAGGCCAGAAAUACUAUCCUGCUUCAUGGUUUUCAGCUUCUGUUGUGUAUGCUAACGUAUGUGGCACCUGAGGUAAAAAAUUAUAUUUCGUUUCUCCCCAAGUAUGUAUCAGAAGUACGUUUUUUUUGGUACAUCUUUGUCUACAUUCUUCCCAGAUUUAUCAGUCCUAUUGUAUACGGGCUUAGAGACAAGACAUUUAAACUGUAUUUAAAAAAAAAUCUGCUGUUUAACAGAGUAGGAAACAAACCUUAUUCUCAAGGCAACUUCUAGCUUUCAGUUGGUGUGAAAGUCAAUGUUCUUAAAUGGCUUAAAUGGUUUUUAUUUGGACCUGAGAGGAAUUGCCUCCCUCCACUUAAGGUGCCACCUCUUGGAUGUGGGGUACAUUAAACUACUUAGCAGAAAGAUA